Molecule: messenger RNA, 513 nt
Organism: Owenia fusiformis
Lineage: Eukaryota; Metazoa; Annelida; Polychaeta; Sabellida; Oweniidae
Source: the annotation of a GenBank genome assembly
CCCCUCCUUGUAUUCUCUGUAUUAAAAUAUAGUAUACAGAAUGUAUGAGGGAGGGGUGACUUACUCCCCAUGGCAAAACUGCAAAACCUCCCCAUGCUGUCACAUUGUCACGUACAGAACCAUCUGUGGCAAUGGUAUGAAGGCGAUGCUUCCUCAUGGUACUCCAUGACUGCUGCCUGUUUAUGUGGUUACAAAUGGAAAUGUCAGAUUUCUUAUAUUGCGUUAAAAAACAAAAACAAUGUUCAUAAAUUAAAACAAGAAGCUGCUCAUCAAUACUGGCUACCAAGAUACAUCAUCAGUAGUCUCCCUUUCUUGGAUUUCGGAACUAGGCAACGGGACUUUACCCCUGCUCCGACUGUCUCCGAUCAUUAUUUGGAAGGCGCUCCAAGCAGAGGAUAGAUAAUCAGAUCCAUACAAAGACCAAACAGCUAAGUACAUCAACUGUUCGCUAUUAUAAAGAAAAAAGAGAAGAACUAUGGGGGAACUUGGAAUAAUGCCCGAACUUGAUUUCUG